Pseudo-nitzschia multistriata is the source of this 856-nucleotide messenger RNA. The record is from the annotation of a GenBank genome assembly. NCBI's taxonomy places the organism in Eukaryota, Bacillariophyta, Bacillariophyceae, Bacillariales, Bacillariaceae.
CGAUCAUCGCACUCUAUGUUUGAAAGAGAGGACAAGCAUUUUCCGGAUGUAAGAAGGAGGUCAACCACCAAAAAAUCGUUGCAAAAGGAACCAAUAGAAAUUUUGUGGAAUCCCCAAACGCCGAGUCUCUUGGACCUUAACGAGACACCAAAUUCCAAUGAAGUGCCUUUUGAARGCUUUGGAUUCGACAGAUCAGGCAUAGAAUCUCAACCGCAACGUACUGCAUCGGCACCGAUUAUUGGUCAGCGAAAUGCUACUGGUACGUCAACCAAAACAAUAGGUGAUGAGACAAUACAUCCUCGUCUACAAACCAAUUCUGUGCUUGCUACGUUGUCUGAUUCGAAUAAUGGCUCGGCUGGUACAUUUUUAGCAAAAGACAACGGAAUGCCGUUGCAAGAACCUUUGGUCCGGAACCCACCUUCUAAAAUAGUGAAUGCUGCUUCACUUACUGUAGCAGCCCUUCGACCUGCUCCUGCGCAAAGCCUACCUGCGCUUCCGACACGAAAAGAAAGUGACCAGUAUUAUUGGGGGAAUAUUCAUGAAGAUGAUUUAUGUUCCGGAGACAACCAUCGGAAGAAUGGGGAGAGUGACUCAGAAGAAUUGAAAGAUCUAUGUUCUUGGUCCUCGGACUCGUACGAUGAUAUACUCUGAAUCGACAAGCUUAAUUCGCAAUUGAGUGGCUUAGCUAUAAUGGGAGAGGGACCAGAGAGGUUAGUACUCGGAAACGCAUCGGUACGAUCAAAUGUACUGAGCUGUUCAAGUGGUAUAAUGAAUACUAAAACGGGGAUAUGUUUUGCUAGCGCCAUGAAAGACAAAUCUUCAAUCAUACAAUAGUAAAUAAAAACUUCUUUUCAAU